CCGCUCUCCACGCCGGGGCGUCCGAUCGUCUGCCCCCCCCGGUCUCCGGACCGCCGCUCCCCGCCCGCGGGCCCCUCCGCCCGGGGGCCCCUCCGCCCGGCGCCCUUGGGCCCAUGGUGGGGGGCUCGGACCGCGAUGAGCCGCCCGCCCUCCGCCGGCCCCGCCGCUAGCAAACCCUGCGCCAAGCAGCAGCAGCAGCACCAGCAGCAGCAGCUGCACCAGUUGCAGCCUCAGGGGCAGGGGCCGCCCGGCCCGGCCCUCGCCGCCGCCGCCACCCCGGCCCCCGCCGCCACCAUCUCGGCAGCCGGCACCGCCUCGUCCUCGGGCCCCGCCGGCGGAGGCUGCGGAGGAGGAGGCUGCGGAGGAGGAGGAGGAGGAGGCCCGGCCUCCCCGCAGCACCACGAGCUCACCUCGCUCUUCGAGUGCCCGGUCUGCUUCGACUAUGUCCUGCCCCCGAUCCUGCAGUGCCAGGCCGGGCACCUGGUCUGUAACCCAUGCCGCCAGAAGCUGAGCUGCUGCCCGACGUGCAGGGGCGCCCUGACCCCCAGCAUCAGGAACCUGGCCAUGGAGAAGGUGGCAUCGGCCGUCCUCUUUCCCUGCAAGUAUGCCACCACAGGCUGCUCCUUGACUCUUCACCACACGGAAAAGCCGGACCACGAAGACAUAUGUGAAUACCGCCCCUACUCUUGCCCAUGCCCCGGUGCCUCCUGCAAGUGGCAGGGAUCCCUGGAAGCCGUCAUGUCCCACCUCAUGCACGCCCAUAAGAGCAUCACCACCCUUCAGGGAGAAGACAUCGUCUUCCUGGCCACGGACAUUAACCUGCCGGGUGCGGUCGACUGGGUGAUGAUGCAGUCCUGCUUCGGCCACCAUUUCAUGCUGGUUUUGGAGAAGCAAGAGAAGUACGAGGGCCACCAGCAGUUCUUUGCCAUCGUGCUGCUCAUCGGCACCCGCAAGCAGGCUGAGAACUUUGCCUACAGGCUCGAGCUGAAUGGGAACCGGCGGCGGCUGACUUGGGAGGCCACGCCCCGUUCCAUUCACGAUGGCGUGGCCUCUGCCAUCAUGAACAGUGACUGCCUCGUCUUUGAUACAGCCAUAGCCCACCUCUUUGCGGAUAACGGCAACCUGGGGAUCAACGUGACCAUUUCCACCUGCUGCCCGUGAAGCGCCUGUGGAGGGAAGCAGCCCAAGGGUUCUCAGGGCCUAGCUCUUCUUGCCCUUUAUUAUGCGUUUUUUAGAAAUGCAGCAGGGCCCAACUAGGCCUUCACCUGUCGGAAUCCGUUAUUAGCCGACGUUUCCUGAUGGUCCGUUCCCCUCUUUGAUUUGGUCAACAAGUCAAGCCUCUCUGGCGGCAUGAGGAUGAGGGUUUUUGGCCUGGUAACGGUGUGACGGGAGUUUGUCUAACCUUCCCUUAAAGUCUCCGGCUUCUGGGGCAGCUGUCCACCUCUGUCAGAGCCUGAGGCCUGGACUAGAGGAGACCCCCGCAAGAACCUCUGAGAGCGUGAACCAGCAGGGGCCAGUGUGGGAAGGGAGAGGGGUCUCCCAUCUCCUCCCUGACUCCCGUGGCAACUUGCAUCAUUGUCAGUGGAGGCCUAGGGCUUUAUUUUGUUCAAAACCAAGCUGGUUGAGAAGAGAGGGGUGGAGGGGACUGCUGCAAUUUAGAAGUUUUACAGAAGGGGCCAGAUCUCUGUGCUGAGGCCCUCUGGGUUCUUUGAUGAGAAUCCUCUCCUGUUCUGAGCCACUUAACCAAUGAAAAUCAACAGGGUCACCUUUCUGUGAGGUGGGCAAUGAGGCGGCUAGGAGAGCAAGAGGUGUAUGUCCAACAGAGUUCUCCAGCGGUUGAAAUCUGAUCAUAUGCUAGGUUAGGCGGGUUGUUUACAUGUGGCUUCCCCUGGAGACAUACUUGACUAUCGAUAUUGUCAAAGAUUAAUAUAGUGGAAAAAGCUUUAUGGCCAAUGUCCUGUUCUUGCUAUGUAAGUUUUGUUGCCAUAUUCACUUUAGUUUUCUAAUAAAUAUUUUGCAAAAAGCA
Messenger RNA from Tachyglossus aculeatus (Australian echidna), 2026 nucleotides. RefSeq names its product siah E3 ubiquitin protein ligase 2 (gene SIAH2). The transcript is spliced from 2 exons. Bases 136 to 1161 code for a protein of 341 amino acids. The record is from RefSeq and is a predicted model, not a curated record. Gene Ontology annotation, cellular component: cytoplasm. Gene Ontology annotation, molecular function: ubiquitin conjugating enzyme binding; zinc ion binding; ubiquitin protein ligase activity. Lineage: Eukaryota; Metazoa; Chordata; Mammalia; Monotremata; Tachyglossidae. Gene Ontology annotation, biological process: proteasome-mediated ubiquitin-dependent protein catabolic process; multicellular organism development.